AUGCUUUGGCUACGCAUCCUUUCCCUCGUCGCGACCGCCUCAGCAUUGAAUAUCUUGUUGAGCAACGAUGAUAGCUGGGUAUCAGCUAAUAUUAGGGAAACCUACAAGGCCCUGCGAGCAGACGGUCACGAUGUUCUACUAGUCGGAUCAGCCGUCCAACAAUCUGGUAAAGGUGGAUCGUUCGUUCUGCCCACCGUGAACAUCACUGCACCUGGAGGGGAGUUCGGAUCGGUCCCGAUUGGUGCCCCACCCUUUGGAAGCGAUCCCAUGGAUCAAAACCUCUGGUACUUCAACGGAACGCCGGCUGCAACUGUGGCCUUCGGACUCGACAUUGUCGCGCCCAUGCAUUUCGGAAAUAAAACUCUCGAUCUGGUCGUGACAGGUCCGAACGAAGGCAGCAACUUGGGCCCAUUUUUGUACACGCUCAGUGGGACUCUUGGGGCUGCGUACGCGGCCGUAUAUAGAGGGUUUCCCGCAGUGGCGUUCUCUGGAUCAAAUGGCACUCACCGUUCAUUUACGGAGGUCACUGAGCACAACGAUGCUGCGACUAUCCAGGGCAAGUUGGUAGCUAAUUUCGUCGCUGCGUUGUCAGCAGGAAUCAACACUACGACGACUAGGUUAUUAGAUCUUGGUGUCGGCGUAAGCGUUGGAUUCCCCGUCGUGGGUGGAGAUAAUCCAUGCGUGGACCCACCGUUCACCGCCACCCGUAUAACUGGAGGUGCUCUUAUGGAUAAGAUUCGCAUAAACGCAACUACGGGAAUGCCCCAGUUCGACGAUGUUGCUUUCGAUGGCCUCAACGUUAAUUUCACCGGUGACCCGAGACUACCAGGUGAAACCAAUGUGACAGAAAACUGCCAGACCUCCGUCUCGGUCUUUGCUGUCGACUAUGAUGCACCCCUUAACCUCGCAGCACCGAUUCAAAACAGACUAAUCCCGAUUUUCGGAAGGACGUCCCUCCCCGAGGCUGCCUGA
Messenger RNA from Pleurotus ostreatus (oyster mushroom), 972 nucleotides. RefSeq lists its product as uncharacterized. NCBI's taxonomy places the organism in Eukaryota, Fungi, Basidiomycota, Agaricomycetes, Agaricales, Pleurotaceae. The record is from RefSeq and is a predicted model, not a curated record. The transcript is spliced from 9 exons. Gene Ontology annotation, molecular function: nucleotidase activity. The coding region runs from base 1 to 972 and encodes 323 amino acids.